Molecule: messenger RNA, 774 nt
Organism: Mangifera indica (mango)
Lineage: Eukaryota; Viridiplantae; Streptophyta; Magnoliopsida; Sapindales; Anacardiaceae
Exons: 1
Coding region: 1-774 (257 amino acids)
Source: RefSeq, a predicted model, not a curated record
AUGCAGGUACUUAUUUCCAGCGGAGAAAACACAUAUAUUUCGGAUGAGUUUGCUGAAGAUUUCGCCGGAAAGUUAAAUAUGAAAUCUAAUGAAGAAAGAGAAGAAGAAGAAGAAGAACAGGAAAGAGAUGAAGCGGAGUUUUCUUUCGUUUCUGUGAAUCCUGAAUCUCCGGUUGCAGCGGAUGUAGCUUUCUCCAACGGCCAGAUCCGGACGAUAUAUCCGAUGUUUGAUCAAACUCUGCUCUAUGAGUACGUUAACGAUGACGGUGAAGUGAAAAACAGCUCGUCAUCGUCUCUACGAGCGCCGUUAAGGAAACUUUUCGUCCAAGAGCGGUUAAAUCCGGAGGCGGAACCAGCCGGUCCGUUCUGUGAAUGGUCGUCUGGUAAAAUCGUGAAGGAAGUUUCAUCGGAUUCUUGCAAGAAGAGCUCCUCCACAGGGUUCUCUAAACUUUGGAGGUUCCGAGAGCUCAUUGUUCGAAGCGGCAGUGACGGCAAAGACGCCUUUGUUUUCCUGUAUAACAGUAAUAAUUAUAAGAACAACAAUAAGGAUAAGAUAAAAUCUUCAGUGAACAAGACGAAAGUUAAGAAAACGAGUGGAAAGGUCAAAAACGAAAACGUGAAGAAGGUGAGGGCGGAAACGGUGUCGUCUAUGUACGAGAAGCAUUACUUGAAUAGAGAAAGUGAUAGACGGAAAUCGUACACGCCUUAUAGACAAGAUCUAAUUGGCUUUUUUACCACCGUGAAUGGUUUGAGCAAGAACGUACAUUCUUAUUAA